This is a messenger RNA of Protopolystoma xenopodis, 840 nucleotides long. The record is from the annotation of a GenBank genome assembly. Lineage: Eukaryota; Metazoa; Platyhelminthes; Monogenea; Polystomatidea; Polystomatidae.
AUGCAGGAUAUGAAGGCUUUGAUACUUAUUGGUGGUUACGGUACGAGGCUGAGACCUCUCACGCUGAGUGUUCCUAAACCACUUGUCGAAUUCUGCAACCGUCCUAUGUUGGUACAUCAACUUGAGGCUCUUUUUGAAGUUGGGAUCACCAAGGUUAUCCUAGCAAUUAAUAGAGAAGCUUCAUCUUUAGAAGAGUACAUUCGAGGUAUUCUCAACACAGUCAUACAAGACAAUCCAGUUGAAGUAUGCUUUUCUUACGAAGAUGAGCCACUUGGGACAGCUGGACCGUUGGCCCAGGCGGCCUCCCUAAUUAACGAAGACGAAGAGCCAUUCUUCGUAUUAAACAGUGAUAUAAUCUGCAAUUAUCCGUUCAAAAAAAUGCUAGAAUUCCAUUUGCAACAUGGACAUGAAGGAACUAUGGCGGUUACAAAAGUAGAAGAACCUUCAAAAUACGGGGCAGUGGUUCACAAUGACAAAACGGGUCUAAUUAAACAAUUUGUGGAAAAGCCAAACGAGUACAUUGCUAACAGAGUUAAUGCUGGUCUAUAUAUUUUCAAUCCUGCUAUUCUUAAGCGCAUUUCGCUUCGGCCAACUUCGAUUGAACUUGAGACUUUCCCACAAAUGGUUUCUGACGAUGAGUUAUAUUGUAUCGAAUUCUCCGGCUUCUGGAUGGAUGUAGGACAACCGGCAGAUUAUCUUCUGGGCAUGCGUCUUUACCUUGGAUACUUGUAUGAAUCUAAAUCACAGAAACUCACCAAUCGCUCAUCAAUUAUUGGAAAUGUGCUUAUAGUAAGCAUUUUUUUAAUAAAUAGUUCUAUUUUUAUCAACUGUUUGAUUUAG